Messenger RNA from Tribolium madens (black flour beetle), 1374 nucleotides. It is a transcript of the gene Nprl2, whose product is annotated as GATOR complex protein NPRL2. Gene Ontology annotation, molecular function: GTPase activator activity. The coding region runs from base 170 to 1345 and encodes 391 amino acids. The record is from RefSeq and is a predicted model, not a curated record. The transcript is spliced from 5 exons. Gene Ontology annotation, cellular component: vacuolar membrane; GATOR1 complex. Gene Ontology annotation, biological process: positive regulation of autophagy; negative regulation of TORC1 signaling; cellular response to amino acid starvation. NCBI's taxonomy places the organism in Eukaryota, Metazoa, Arthropoda, Insecta, Coleoptera, Tenebrionidae.
UCCACGUGACGAAUUUACUAUUGCUGUAAUUAUUUACAGUCUAGACGAAUUUAUAUGUACAAAUUACAAUGUUUGACAUUUCUUAUUUUUGACAUUAGUACAGAAACCUGUAAUUUGUCAAUGUGGUUAUUUAUUUAUUCCAGAUCUAUGGAAUUAUAUUUAACGUCAAAUGUUACGAAACAUGGAAAAUACAGGUUAUGUCUUGAACAGCUUUGAUCCCACCAGUCAGGAGGGCCCCAUUCGGUGCAUUUUUUUCUGUGAAUUUCACCCAACAGCUGGGCCUAUCAUUUCGUGUCAAGAACCAGAACAGUACAUUUCAAAGGAACUUUUCGACAGUAUUAGUGUUUACAUAAUUACAAAAGCAGAGUUACAGAAGAGUACAAUUACUGUAACAUUGUCAGAUUACAAAAUCUUGGGUUUUCCGGUCCGAAUCGACGAUAAAAAGUACCCCCGAAACGCCUACCACUUCAAUUUGUGUCUAGUCUGCGACAGUAACGUCCGCACGGUUCAUUACGAACCUGUGGUAAUAAAAUUGUCCGAUUAUUUAAUGGCAAUGGAGAUUGAGAGUAGUUUUUUAUCGGACGGAAAAGCAGCGACAAAACUAGCCCCAAUUUUGAAACAAGUCAUCGAGGAGUUGAACACGAAGGGCGAGUGCGCGCUCACAGAGGGCCCCACAGCCACCCACUUGAAAGUGGUGCACAUUCGCAGCGACCCAGCCCCCGUGGCCGACCACCAAGUCCCCGUCUUCGUCAAGCCCCUCCCUGACCAGCAGUGGGACUUGACGACGCAACAAGUCGCCCCCUACAUCGACGGUUUCAACCACGUGGCCCGAAUCGCCGCCCUCUCCGACGUCGAAAACAACCUAGUCAAGGCUUGCGUUCAAAAUCUGGUCUAUUACGGAGUCGUCGCUUUAGUGCCUUUAUUCCAAUACGGAAACGUUUAUUGCACGACCCCCCAACUCUACAUCCUUGCCCACGAUGUCAAUUUACAAAACAAAUGUUUGAAGUUUGUAGCGGUGUCCCAAAGACAGUUACCCAAUUUUCGAGAUGUUUUUCGCAUUUUUGCCGCAAUGACACGUGGCACCACCAUGCGAGACUUGUGUCUCAGGUUCAGUCCGGCCAACUUGCGCAUAAACGAACGAAAAUUGGUGCAAUUUGGGGUGUUGGAAGGCCUGAUUCGGCGAGUACACAAAUACCCGAUUUUGAUGAGCGACACCUCCGAAUUGCAAAAGUCCCUCUCGGGGGCUGCCAAUCUGGACGAGAUUUGCUGCACCACAGGUGUCGCCACACAACAACUCGAAGACCAGCUAGAGAGAGACCACAACAUUGUCCUGUUGUGGAAAUGACUGUGAUAAUAAAAAUUCCAUUGCUCUUA